Messenger RNA from Oikopleura dioica, 1851 nucleotides. The record is from the annotation of a GenBank genome assembly. Lineage: Eukaryota; Metazoa; Chordata; Appendicularia; Copelata; Oikopleuridae.
AUGCUUGCCGGAUUCGGGCACGAAAGUCUCCUUGGGUCCGGAAGCAUGCUCCCUCCGCCUGUCACUUCCUCAGGCGGCCAUCACGAUUUGAGCCACAGCACAGCUGAUGAAGUUCUUGGAGCAGCGAUGGCUGAUCAAUUGGCUUCGUUGCACCAUCAGCUCAAGCGACCUUCUCAUACGAGCUAUGGCACCGACUCCGACCUUGAUUUUGACCUGAAGUCGAGGGCAGACUCUGUAGACAGCUCUGGCCGACCAUUGCCGAAGAAAUCCCGGCCGAAUCAUAGCUUGAUCGAAAAGAGAAGGAGGGACAAAAUGAAGGCUCAUAUUCAUGAACUUGCAGCGCUCGUGCCAAUGUGUGCCGCAAUUAACACGAAUAAACUAGAUAAGUUUACUGUCUUGCGACUCGCGUUGCAACACAUAAAAUCCCUACUUGGCUCUGCCCGGCCUGCUGCUGGAGCUGCUUCUUUAUACAAGCCUUCCUUCGUUUCCGACGAAGAGCUGAAACAGCUGAUGGCCUACAGUGGCGACGGUUUCGUGCUAGUCGCCGGUUGCGAUCGUGGUCGCGUCCUUUUUACUUCAAAUUCCACCACUGAGAUCCUCUCACAAUCACCUCAAGACAUGCUCGGAAGAUCGCUCUUCGACCUGCUGCACACAGACGAUUGCGAUACGCUGAAAUCACAGCUUUUGACGGCCGAACACGGCCCACGAGAGCGCCUUAUCGAUAUCAAAACGGGCGUCUCGAUCAAGACUGAAUCCUCUCCAUCCUUCCUGUCUUCGGCCGGCGCUAAGCGAAGCUUUUUCUGCCGGAUGAAGAAGCAAACAUCAGAGGAUGAUCCAAACAGCGUCGAGUUUAUUAACGUUCAAGUUUCGGGAUACAUACGAACUUUUCCGAGCUCUCAGUGUAUUCCAAGCUGCCUGCAGGAACAAACGAGUCAAGUGAAGGUCGAAGAUGGUCCCGCGCCGGAUCAAGCAGUCACCGCCUUCUGCGGCAUCGUGCGGCCCGUUGCGCCGCCUAAAACUCAACAAAGCCCGACGCGCGACCAAGAGUUUGUGCUCCGCCUGAGCCCCUCUGGGCGUGUGCUCGAUUGCGACGAGCGGAUCAAGGGACUUCUUGAUCUUGUGCCACAAGAAGUCGUAGGCACGUCGAUCUACGACCACCUCCAUCGAAAUGACAUUCCGCGAAUCGUCGAGUGUCAUCGAGCGGCGCUACAAAGCAAGAACAAAUUAUUGACGUCUGUAUUUCGCUUCAGAAGAAAAGACGGAGAAUUUGUGCCGUUUAGGGCGAAAGCUGCCGCCUUUAGAAAUCCACUUACCAAGAAGGUCGAGCAGCUGAUUCUUUGCGCUGCGACGGUAGAGCCAAAUGACCGAGACGUUGGCAGACGAAUUGUCCGCGAAUGCCCGUCGCAAGAAGCGCUCGAAGAUUUUCUGCAAUCAGAAGGCGCUACUGGUGGACAAACAUCCUCAGGAUCACCAUCUGGUGUCUCAAAACUUGGUGAUCUAGUGGCGCAGGAAAUGCACCAGCGAGAAAGUGAGAUCAAAACUCCACCGUUACCGCGAGCGGCGAGUCCGAAAGCGGCAGGGUUAUUUACGACGAAUCCAGCGAGCAACGAGUCCGGCUACAAAUCGAGUCCGAACCCAUCGGAUCCAGAUCAAUUAACGUUUUCGCUGACAAAUGAGCACGUUUGCCAAGAAAACGAGCUUAUCAGACAGGGCGUACAGCAGCUGCAAAAUAAAAUCAACCAGUUCCAGAAAAGAGAUGGGCUGAAUGGAAUACCUCUGUUAUGGGAUCAACUUUUUCUUUGUUUUCAAGUUCUGAAAUCUUUUUACAAAAUAAUGCUUUCCUUCGAAUAA